This is a messenger RNA of Malania oleifera, 2310 nucleotides long. RefSeq lists its product as uncharacterized. The transcript has 6 exons. The record is from RefSeq and is a predicted model, not a curated record. Bases 285 to 1916 code for a protein of 543 amino acids. Lineage: Eukaryota; Viridiplantae; Streptophyta; Magnoliopsida; Santalales; Ximeniaceae.
AAAGGGCGGGCAUCCGUUAGUCGAGAUCGAGGGCAUUUCCGUAGUUCAGACCCGGCGGAUCUUUCGCACGUGCUUCUGGCUACGUGGCACCUGAGGAGUCCGUGAGAGGUGCGUGCUCAAGUCCACUGCGCCUACUACAGGUGUCGUGUUCAGGCCAUUGUCGCCGUCUUUGAAAGAACACAGAAUCUGUCUUGUCUUGCUUUCUAGGGUUUUUUUUUUCUCUAUUUUCUCGGAGUAUCGGAAUCGGCGGGCGGCCGGGUCUGCUUAGUGGGCUGGACUUUGUGAUGGUGCAGAUGAUGAGUUCGAGCAAGGUGGCGGUAGAUGCGGACUUGACGGCGAGAAGGAAAGCGGCGCAGGUGAAGCUGGAGCUGGAGGACUCGCUGGUGGAGGAGGAGGGACCGAUGCAGAAGAGGUCUAAGCGGCCUUCGACUGAACAGCAGCAGUACAAUUUUGAAACUAGUGCUUUUCCAAUCCCGCCAUCACAGUACAACCCAUUGGAUGAGCCUAGUCCUUUGGGUUUGCGGUUAAAGAAAAGCCCAUCACUCUUGGAUUUGAUCCAAAUGAGGCUUUCUCAAGAGAAUGCUUCUAAAUUAGCAACUCAAGGUAAGAAGGAGCAUGGCAAAGGACCUGUUGUAUCUAUACCUACAGAUAAGCUCAAGGCUUCAAAUUUUUCUGCUUCAUUGCUAAGGAUUGGAGCUUGGGAGUAUGCAUCAAGAUACGAAGGAGACCUUGUGGCUAAGUGUUACUUUGCAAAGCAUAAGCUUGUGUGGGAAGUCCUUGAUGGUGGUCUCAAGAAUAAAAUUGAAAUUCAGUGGUCAGAUAUCAUGGAUAUAAAAGCCAACUGCCCUGAUGAUGGACCUGCGACCUUGGAUGUAGUGCUGGCUAGGCAACCACUUUUCUUUAGAGAAACCAAUCCACAACCCAGGAAGCAUACUCUCUGGCAGGCAACCUCAGAUUUUACUGGUGGUCAAGCGAGCAUACAAAGGAGACAUUUUCUGCAGUGCCCCCAAGGCUUGCUAGGAAAACAUUUUGAAAAGCUCAUUCAAUGUGAUCCUCGUCUUAACUUUUUAAGUCAACAGCCAGAUGUUGUGCUAGAAUCUCCUUACUUUGAGACCAGAGUCUCUGUUUUUGAGGACCCAGAUGAAUCUAAAUGCCAUAAUUUUCAUUUGAAAAAUGAGGAGGGCUCUGCUUUCUAUGGUUUGCAAGAUUCAUUGUCACCUGCACCUCGCCUAUCUUCUUUAAAGAAUGAACAGCACAAUCCUAUUGCUGGGCCUCCAGGACAUCUGUCCCAUGAAACUUCUUCUCCCAGCUCAGGGGUUGACCUCCAUGCAGUUGAUGAAAAUGGAAGCAGUGCAACUGAAGGACCAAAGCAAUUCAACCAUUGUGAGCAGAUCAAAUUUCCCAGGCUCCACCCAUCAAUUUCGAUGUGUGAUUUGGUGAAUCAUAUUGGACAUUGCAUUUCAGAACAGUUUACGUCUGGCAAUCCUAUUUUUUCCAUUGAUGAACUACCAAACAAAGACAUUCUGGAGGAAAUUACACAAUACUUGUUCAGUGACUCUCAAUUUAUGUCAGCCUCUGAUGAGCAGUCCAUCAUGUCGAGGGUCAAUUCCCUUUGCUGCCUCCUGCAGAAGGAUCCUAUUGUGGGUCAGAACUUGCUGCUUAAAAGAGAGAACGACCUUGAUGUGCCUAGUGAUAGGAAAAUUGACGAACCCGAUACAAUUUCUGAAGCAAGUGAAAGUAACGUUGCACCAGCGUUUCCUGCAUCCCAGUGCGAAUCCAAUGAUGUUUGCUUCAAGCAGGCACCUUCCAUGUCAAGGAAGGACUCAGUCGGAGAGCUGCUUCUUAGUCUUCCCAGAAUAGCAUCCCUCCCGCAGUUUUUGUUCAACAAUUCAGAAGAUAACAAUCAAGCCAGAUAGUGGAUCUUUGCCCUCUGCUCCAAUAUUUUCAUAGAAGGUGUUAAAGUGAAAGAUUACUCUUUUAUCAUUGAUUUGUGAUUGUAAAUCUGUAGCCUGUUUGCCAAAGUUUGGGGAUUCGGAUAUAUAUAAUAUAUAUAUAUAUGUAUGUACAUGUAUAUGUAUAUAUAUAUAUUGAUGAAGAAUCCUUGUAUGUCCAUGGGCAAACUGGUGUAUGUUGUUGUUGCUGCUGCUGUUGCUGCUGUUGUUGUAGUUCAGUUGUGAUCUAUUUUCUGUAUUACCUUGGGUAAUUGUACCAGUGUUUCCUUUUCUAGCCUAGUUUGUCAAAGAAUUCUAGCAUCCUUGCUAAUUAACUCAAUACCAAAAGAAAAGGGGGAAGUACAUGGUUUUGCUGGAA